AUGGCGUCUAACAUGACGAUAUCUAUUGCUGAUCUCGACAAAUUAACUGCAAAGGAUUUUGAAGGUGUGCGGGAGAUUGUCAACUCGAGACAAAAUGAAUACCAUUUAGAUGCCACGGAAUUAGAGGAGAAACUUAAAAUUUUAUCAAAUGCAGAUGCUCCCCGCCGCUCCGCUUCCUCCACAAGCGUGGCCACGACCCCGACCCUAAGCCAUACCCCAAGUCGUAUCCCGACUCCGACCCCAGAGGCAGAAGCUUUCAAAAAACAACAUCUCGCUGACUGUAUACGGGAUUAUAACUAUUUUGUAGAGAACCGGGGACGGCCUGCCUUUCCGCUGGAAUAUGCCACGGCCCCUCCUAAAAACUUCGGAAAAUAUAGAGAUAUGAUCGAUUACUGGUCCCAAGGCUUUUACAACCAAAGAAAUAAUUGGGUUGCGUUCCAAAACUUCCAAUUAAAAAAGCGGCAAUCAAUAGAGAUUUUCACCAAGUACCAGCAGGACGUUCAUGACCACCGCGAGAAGGAAGGGAUUGAGGGCGACAUCCAGCUACAUUUUGAUGAGAAACAACAAUCCAGAGUAGUCCAGUGGAAGGAGUAUCAUUAUUAUCUCCACAGACGUGUUCCCCGGUGGAGGGAGAAGGCUGAAGCCGCGCGCAAAGAGCGAGAGCAGGACAUGUUAGAUUGGGAGUCUGGUAAACGCAACCCUAACAUCCCGGAGAAAGCAGAGCUUCCCAAAGUUGAGCAGGAAUGUGCAGAAUCCGCCAGUAAAAAUGUGGACGAUGAAUCCCGUCUAGUGGAAAAAGAGGACGUGGCCACAGAGCCUACAACACCGCCGCCAGCGCAUGCCGAAUCAGCACCUCCACCCGCGGAAACCCAUCCAAGGAGCUGUCGCCAAUCGGUCAGCGGAAUGGAAGACCCCAAAGACUCUGUAGACGUUAUUGAUACACCGGAAGUUUUACACAAGCAGCCAAAACUAUCAGUUUCCGCUGGACAACUUACUCAUACAGAUUCGGAGAUGGCUUCUUUGACAAAGCCGGAUCAAAGCAGCACAAGUGCAGGACAAGCUACUGGAGAAGCUAGUACAACUGGCUUGCAACCAAAGAGGUCUUCUCGUCUGACAAAACUGGACAAAAGCAGUGCAAGCACAGAGCAAGCCACUGGAGAAGCUAGUACAUCUGGCUUACCACAAAAGAGGUCUUCUCAUGCAGCAAAACUGGAUCAAAGCAGUGCAAGCACGGGGCAAGUCACUGGGGAAGCUAAUACAUCUAAUUUACAACGAAAGAGGUCUUGUCGUGUAGCAAAACCUUCCACAACGGCUACAGCUGAGUCUGUUCCAUUGCGCCGGAGCCAGCGAAUCAUUGACAUGGAAUUAAGAAAAGCUCAACGAGCGGAAGAGGAAGCGGCAGAGGCUAAAGAGAUAGCAUCAAAAGCAUGA
This is a messenger RNA of Histoplasma mississippiense, 1431 nucleotides long. RefSeq lists its product with no specific name. The transcript is spliced from 4 exons. The record is from RefSeq and is a predicted model, not a curated record. Lineage: Eukaryota; Fungi; Ascomycota; Eurotiomycetes; Onygenales; Ajellomycetaceae. Bases 1 to 1431 code for a protein of 476 amino acids.